This is a messenger RNA of Glossina fuscipes, 11066 nucleotides long. RefSeq names its product cubilin homolog. The transcript has 21 exons. The record is from RefSeq and is a predicted model, not a curated record. The coding region runs from base 1 to 11022 and encodes 3673 amino acids. Gene Ontology annotation, molecular function: calcium ion binding. Lineage: Eukaryota; Metazoa; Arthropoda; Insecta; Diptera; Glossinidae.
AUGGUUGAAUAUCCUAAACAGCCGAAAAUAUCGGUUAAUGAUGGAACUCUUGUAUUGGAGGCAGCACAUGGUCGCAACAUUACUUUCCGCUUAUCUCGUGACUCUUCGUUGUGUGUUAAUAAUGUCGAUGUAAUGGAAAAAAUUAGACACCGUAACGCGCCUUCAUCGCUAGACACGGAAACCAAGGACAUUGAUAUCGCAACAGCGGAACAAUUUAAGCAAAACAUGCUUGUGCUGCAAUGGGAUCUGCAAGUUUUUGCUGAGCGUUUGUUGUCAAUGCAAAAUAAUACACGAUCAAUAUUGCAAUCGCGUGUAUUACGCAGAUAUCUGGGGCGUAUACGUCGUUUGAGCGGACGUCAGGUGGCCAUAGAGCGCGAUUUACUCAAUAAUGAAUGUACAAAAAACUCUACACCUUGUAAGAAUGGUGGCACUUGUUAUGGCGGUUACAAAGAUUUUUAUUGCGAAUGUACCGAACGAUGGACAGGUGCAACCUGUGAGCAAGAUAUAGAUGAAUGCUACACUUUAGCUGGUACUGAGCUGGGAUGCCAAAACAAUGCUAUUUGUAUUAAUACCCCAGGAAGUUACACAUGUUCCUGUGCUAAAGAAUUUACAGGCGUCCAUUGUCGUGCUCGUAACGUUGCUUGCCAAGAUGGUUAUUCUUUUGAUUUAUGCGGCCAUGGUACUUGCAUAUCGGCCAACAAUAACCAAGGCUUCACUUGCCUGUGCGACCAAGGUUGGUCUAAGGUCAAAAGCAACGAUUCGGCUUCAUCUCCCUGCACUGUCGAUGUUAAUGAAUGUGAAGAAUCUAGAAAUCCUUGUCAUGACCAAUGUAUUAAUUUACCUGGUACCUUUAAAUGCGGUGCUUGUCCCGUUGGUUAUACUGGAAAUGGGCUUACUUGCGUAGAUAUAGAUGAAUGUGCGGUCGGUAAUGGCGGAUGCAGUUUAGUACCUAAGAUUAAAUGCAUUAACACUGAGGGCUCUUAUCAUUGUCGCCCGUGUCCUAGUGGAUGGACGGGCGACGGUCAUACUUGCAAUGUGAUAUUUUCUAAUUCAUGUGAUGAUGAGAAAAUCUGUCACCCGCGUGCUAAAUGCCAAUAUAUAUCGGGUGUGAGUACCUGCACCUGUCCAAAUGAUAUGUUUGGUCAUGGUUUUGGUGCCGAAGGUUGUCACGACAAUCCAAUAAGAGAUUUUUGUGAGAAUCACUUAUGUAAAAACAAUGGAACGUGUUUAGUAACUGGUCGUGGCACUAGUUGUCUAUGCUUGGAUGGUUACUCGGGAGCGUUGUGCGAGACUGCUGACGCUUGUCAUCCGAAUCCUUGUGAAAACAAUGCCUUCUGUCGCCUUAUGCCGAAUGAUAAAUUCCAAUGUAGUUGUCCACGCGGCAGUACGGGCAAACGUUGUGAGAUCAUGCGCAGUGUUUGCGGCACUAUUGUAAGUAGAAGAACUGGGAGUUUACACUAUCCCAUGGACGAUAGUCACGGAUACUCAGAUAGUGAACGUUGCGCUUGGAUAGUGCGCACCGACGUUGGGUAUAUUUUAAAUGUUACCUUUAGUGAUUUUGAUUUGGAAAUGGCCGAAGAUUGCACUCGUGAUUGGUUGCAAAUACACGAUGGCAUCUCAUUGGCCGCCCAAUUAAUAGGAAGAUUUUGCGGUAACACGUUACCCUUAGGCGGUAAUUUUCUUUCAUCCCACGAACAAUUAUUUUUCUGGUUUCGUUCUGACAAUGCCACCAAUGCCAGAGGUUUUACCAUGUCAUGGACUUCGGCAGAGUACGUGUGCGGAGAGACUCUAAACUUAAAUUUAAAUGACGCAGGCAUUGUUAAUUCGCCUGGUUAUCCGGGAAAAACACCUACGAAACGUGAAUGUGAAUGGUCACUAAAUGCUCCCUACGGCAGUCGUUUUGUUUUAAGAAUAUAUGAAAUUAAGUUGGGUUCAAUGCCUAAUUGCACGGGGGACGUCCUUAAGAUAUAUGACGGCGGUGUUCUAACAAAAUCAUUCUGUGAAACGGCUAAGCCUGAACCGUUUCGUACCUCGUCCAAUAAAGUGCUAAUACACUAUCAUACCGAUACAUUUCAAACGGACAGUUCCUUUCAAUUACACUACGAAGUGGAAGCAGGCGUUCCACACUGUGGUGGUAUAUUUACAGAAUCGAGUGGUGUCAUAAUAAGUGCUACGGAUCAGCCAGUAUGUUUGUAUCUAAUACAACAGCCAUCUGGUAUUCAAAUUAAACUGGAAUUUCUUCAAUUUCAUUUCGGUCAAGCUGUUAGUUGCAACUUACACGUUAUUGAAGUGUUUAAUGGGAAAACGAGUCAAGAUCCUUUACUGCUAAGACUAUGCAGUAAUGAUAAACCGCCACCGAUAAUAGCAGAAUCAAAUUAUAUGCUAAUACAACACAAACAUCUGUUGCACAAUUCUGAAAGCGAACUUAUUUUUAAGUUGAAAUACAGCAGAGUUUGUAAUGUGAAAUACUUCGGCCCCGACAGCGGUAGAAUUUCCACGCCCAACUAUCCUAAACCAUAUUUUGACGAUAUUACUUGUACUUAUGAGAUAUACGGCCCGGCUAACACCAUAGUUGUGGCCAAUUUUACAGACGUCGACAUUGCCGAAUCGCCCGAAAGUACCGCACAGAAUGAAGAAGAUAUUGAGGGUACUACAAACCGAAAUCUUAGCUCUCCCCUGACAGAUGAUAUUCCCAAUCGGAUGGAUGUCUAUCUUUCCAAAACUGUUAAAAGGCGUUAUUUUAAGGGAUCUCCUAUGCGCCUUGUAUCUGCUAUCAAUCAAAUGACUAUCGUUUUUUACGCCGGAAACAAUACACGUCGUGCUCGAGGCUUUCAUGUUGAAUAUAGUUUUGAUACUCUGCCAUGCGGAGGAGUAUAUACCGAUAACGAAACCAGAUUUGAUUCAACAGUAACGGAACGAACCCUACCCACAAAUGAGGACAGCGAAGGGUUUGUAAAAAUAAAAUCUGUUUGUGAAUGGAUUGUAGAAGCACCCGUUGGCAGACAUAUUGAAUUAUACUUGCAUUAUGUACCGAUGGGGAAAAGUAUACCACUCCUGAUAUUUGGAGAGUCCGCAACCGGUCAACAUUUGCUUUUUAACAUAACCGAAGAAGGAAGACAUCGUGAAGUGUUUUUCUAUGAUAGUUUGACAAUACAAGGUUUAGUUAGUGCCACCUAUCGCAUAUCCGCGGAAGUGACGUUUUUGAACAGUUUGGCAGAGUGUGGAGGACAUUCUAUUGCUAGCUAUGGCAUCAUUAAAUCUCCGUCAUGGCCCUUUUCUUAUCCACCAAACGUGGAAUGCCUUUGGCAAAUAGAAGCUCCCGUUGGCUAUCAAAUUGAACUGCAAGUACAAAAUUUUACAUUGGAAGACACCUGCAGAGCAGAUGUUUUAGAAAUAAGAAACGGUAGAUAUCCUUACUCGCCGCUGAUCGGCCGAUUUUGUGGAUCAGAGAUACCUUCAAGGAUUACGUCGUUUACCAAUGGCUUAUUCGUAAAAUUCGUUACUGACAGUUAUAUUGAAAAUCAAGGAUUCCACAUCACUUGGUCCCAAACAGUAACUGGCUGCGGUGGUAAAUUAACCUCAUAUAUGGGAUCUAUAAAUUUACCGCAUUAUUAUUCUGGCGACUAUCAAGGACAGUGCAAUUGGCAUAUAAUUGUAUCGCAGGGCUCCAUAAUAGAGCUAACUCUGCAUAAAAUGAAUUUUGUGGAAUUAUGCACGAAUAAUAUUUUCAAGAUUUAUGAUGGUCCUUCAACGUUAAGUUCUCAAUUGAAAUUUAAUUGCUCGGACCUCAAUAACGCACCAGCAAAUCAAAAAUUGAUUUCUUCUAUGAAUGAAGUUUUAAUAAUUUAUUCGUACACCAGCCCAUUAUCACUGGUUUUUGACAAUAAUUUGUCCUUGACGGACUAUGGCGAUACACGGUAUAUUAUAGAUUAUAUAACGAUAUGUCAAGCGCUUAUUGACCGUGUACAGGGUGUUAUAGAAUCUCCUAAUUUCCCGGAUUCUUAUCCUGAAAACCAAAAUUGUUUAUGGGAUAUUAAAGGGGGACAGAAAAAUAAGAUAAUGCUCUCAUUUUCUCAUUUGAAUUUGGAAAACGAUAUGAGUCUUGCCUGUGAUUAUGACUACGUAGAAAUAAUUGAUAUGGAAAACGAAGAAGUUCUUAAGCAGAAACGCAUCUGUACACCUCAAUAUGAAGCAAUAAAGACAGAGGGCAAUCGGGUCAGAUUAAAGUUUGUCAGCGAUUAUUCUCAAAAUAAUGGUGGCUUUCGCGUUGAAUAUACACGUAUUGGUUGUGGUCAAGCAUUAUAUAAAAAUUUCGGUACUAUUAGUUCACCAAACUCACCCUACAGUUUUGAUGUGGACUGUGAAUGGUAUAUAGAGACUCAGCCCGGUAAAAAAAUAUAUCUAAGCGUUGAAGAAUUGUAUCUUGAAAGCGACAGUCAUGACUGCAAAGAGGAUGCGUUUAUCGUGGCAGAAAGCAAAAAUUAUGUACUCCCAUUACUAAAAGAAUGUCAGGCAGAGAAGACUACUUUGACAGUAACAUCCCCCGGCAACUACUUAUACAUAAACUUCCGGACAAGUGCCAAACGAACGCGUAAAUACUUUAAGGCUUAUUAUCAUUCCGAGUAUGCAGAUUGCGGUGGUAUUUAUCGAGCUAAUUCCGGUUAUAUUACAUCUCCAAACUAUCCAGCAAAUUAUACACGUCCGCUGCAGUGUUUUUGGUACAUUGCGAUUCCUGCAGCUUACGGCGUUGAAUUGAGAUUCGAAGAUUUUGAUUUCCCUGAAACGCAAUCUUGCAGCGACGCCGCUUUGAUGAUCUCAAAAAUGAAUAACACUCUAGACCUUAGGCACGAAAUUCUUUGCGGCAGACAAAUGAACAUUGUCAAGCGUAUACAUGGUCAUGAAGUACGGUUGAAUCUUAAGAUCAAUAACACGAAUGGUUAUGGGAAAUUUUUUCUGCGUUAUCGCAAAGAAUGUGGCGGAAAUGUAACCGCUAGUUCAGGUUAUUUGCUCAGUAAAGCAAAUGAAGAAUGCGUAUGGCAAAUAACUUUGCCGGAAGGUAGUCAAUUAAAUUUAAAUAUAUUACAGCUGGAUUGCUAUUGUAAGAAAUCAAAUCCUAGUGAACGUAAUUGUGAUAAUGGAUUAGGGUUUACAGAAAGCUAUUUUGAAGAAAUCGAUGCUGGUAACUUCUCUUUCCAAUAUUGUGAACACCAUCUAUCGAAUCUAAUCUUUAACGGGCCAAAGGUAUAUAUAGUUACGCGUAAUAUUAACUUUCAUGCCGGAUAUGAUACUACACAAAAUUCUUGCGGCGGAUCUUUGAAGUCGUUGCGUGGCUCUUUAGCGUCACCGGGUUAUCCGAAUCCAUAUGCCGGCGAUGUUGAUUGCGUUUGGGAUAUACAAGCGGUCAAUGGUAAUAGCAUCGAAUUAAAUUUUGUAGAUGUGGAUCUGGCGCCAUCCAAAUUUUGUAACCAGGAUUUUAUAGAAGUCCGUCGAUCAGAAACUGAUUACGUAAUAGGUUUAUAUUGUGGAAAGCAAUAUCCUGAGAAUACCAUACAAGUUUAUGACAAAGUAUUAAUAAGAUUUCAUAGCGAAGCAGGCAGCACAGGUAAAGGUUUCAAGAUGGAGUGGAGUUAUGGUCACAAAAAUGAGUUUAGAAAUCAGACAAAAGGUUUAAUACAAGCACCACCUGUGAAAGCUGCUGGAAAUGAAGAAGAACCAUUCAGUUGGCGUGUGCUAGUUUCCAGAGAAUCUUAUAUAAGCUUAGAGUUUCUGCAAUACACUGACGGUUUAAAAUUGUUUGACGGCUAUGACAACGCGGCGCUUGAAGUAGAAAUAUCUUCCGUCAUGCCUUGGCGUUUCGUAUCCAGUACUGAUGUGUUAUUUCUGGAAACCGUUAAUCUGAAUUUAGAAUAUUUUCUUUUAAACUGGACCAACACUAAUCGUAAGCCAAUUAGCCAGAACGUCACCAAUAGCAAGUGCUAUGCCGAUCAAUUUCUGAUUAGUCCAGCAAGGGUAAACGUUUCUUCACCCGGUUAUCCGCGUGGAUACGAAAAUAAUUUAAACUGUCGGUGGGUUUAUAAACCUGAACUUCCCACCGAGCAUGUGGUAGUGGCACUGUAUCGAGUUAAGUUAGAGAUAAGUGACAGUUGCAACGUCGAUUAUUUGAAGGUAUCUACCUCUACUGACUUGGAGCGUUGGCACACAGAGGUACGCAUUUGCAAUAGUACUAGCGAAACGUGGCAACCUUUCAAAGUCAUUCAUGGCACUCCCCAUCUGAAAAUCGACUUUGUAACGGAUCCGUCAGUGAAUUCAACCGGUUUUACUUCUCUGGUGUACACACAGUGCGGCUCCAACCUAACUGACAGUGUAGGUGUCAUACCUUUUCGUACAUAUUGGUAUAUGACAAUGAGUCGUACAUGUCAGUGGCGCAUCUCGGUGAAACCAGGUAAACGCGUUAAUAUUCAAUUGGAUUUCCCCAAGAACGCUUCACGGUAUGAUCGUGAUUGUCGUUCAUAUGCUUUAAUCUAUGAUGGCAUUGAUGACCAUGCUCCGCUGUUAAAGCCAGGGAAAAUAUGCAGUCAACAGAAUAGCCAAAAGCUACUCUUGGAAUCGUCUACACGUCAUGUUAUUGUUAAGUACACCGUAAAUCGUACAAUCGGAGAGUCCUUGCUACUGUGGAACUUAACCUAUCGCGAAUAUUCGGAAUGUAAUACUGAAAUAAAACUAACAUAUGAAGUACCCAGCGCUAAUAUAACGACUCCGCGUUACCCAAACGUUCCCAACCCUCAUACCGAUUGUAAUUGGAUUGUUAUGGCACCGCCUGGUGAAACGUUGAAGAUUGAAUUUCUCGAUCACUUCAGUAUGAACGUUCAUUACUGCAAUAAGGAAUAUGUAGAAAUGUUUGAUGGCUCCACUGAACUGUCUCCCAAAAUUGGUCGCUUUUGCAAACGUCCAUCAGAAAAGCGAACAAUAGGAAAUAUUUUGUUAAUACAUUAUAUAACCGACAUAUCUGAACCACGUAAUGGUUUUCGAGCUCGCCUGAGUUUGAACAAUUGCGGCGGCACUUUUACUGAUGUACGGGGCUACAUAACUUCUUCCGGUUACCCAGCUACUGAUGCUUAUCCCGCCUACAGUCAAUGCGAUUAUUACUUACGUUCCCCGGUAGGUGAAGCAGUAAAACUGGAAAUAAAGGAUAUAAAUUUACCUUACAAUUAUACCGAUAAUAGCGCCUCUGAUUAUUUAGAAAUUACGGAUCUAAAUAACGAUACAGUUGACAAAAGCGCUAAGCCCAUUCUUUUGUAUGGCAAUGUAACAAAAUUGCCCCUCUACGUCAUUGAUUCAAGUCUUAUGCGUAUACGAUUUCAUACAUUUAAAAAAGCUACAAAUUUUAGGGGUUUCAAAAUUUUCUACAGUCGUUACACUAACCGGCAGUCGUGUAACUAUUUCAUGUAUUUUAGGGAGGCUCGAUUUUUAAUAAAUUUCAGUAGACCAUCUUCGACUGGCGUUACUUGCCGUUGGAAAUUCACUGUACCCAAGGGACAACGUAUUAAAUUGGAAUUUAUGAAUUUGCAGGACUUAAAAGGCCAACGUUUAAUCAGACCUCCGCAGUUUAGUGUUUACAAUGAUUUUGAUUCGAUAUCAGAAAUUAUUAGUUUCGAUGCCAACACUUAUAAUGCCAGUUAUAUAAUACAGUCCAGCGAUAAUAUGAUGUUGUUGAAGGUUUUCACGCCUCAAAAUCAAACCCCUUUAAAAUCAAUCACAGCUCGCUAUAGUUCCGAUAAUUUAUCAAACUGUCCGCGGGACAUCGGAGAAGGUGAUGUGGAUGGAGAGAUUUUGCUAAGUGACAGCGAACCAGAAUUCAGUACUAAUUAUUAUUGUCGCAUUAGGAUACGGCUUACUGGUCAAGAGACCUUGAUUAUUACAUUAAAAAGCUUGGAGCUAUAUAGUGAAGAAUAUUAUCUAUAUCCAUUAGGAAUACGCGAUUCUACCGGUCUCACACAGUAUUACGGCAAUCUAACUGACAUUGCAAUACCGAUGCAAUCGUCACCUAACGAAUUCGCUUCUAUAACAAUUUUAAAUAGCCGCCUCGUAAUAUUGCAUAAACUGAAUAUGAAAUAUCGACGUUACUCUUGUGGUAGCCUUAGGGAUUUAAAUAAUGGCGCCGUCAUAAACUAUCCACAGUUUGCUGCCACCGAUGGUUCCAACAUUGUCUGCGUAUGGUCUCUGAGAAGAUAUUUAAGAAUAAAUGGAGGAGCAGGUCUCGAAUAUCGUUUAACUGGGAAUUUUAGCUUUUCUAAUAACUGCGAUCAAGAAUACAUAGAAAUUUUCACUGGUGCGCUGAGGAAAAACAAUCCUGCAAUACGAAUUUGUCGUGACAAUGCUGCUGAAUUUGAAUCGUUUCCUCUGAAAAAUCGUCUUAAUCAUGUCGUGUAUAAUUCGCAAAAUUAUAGGACACAGGCCGAUGCUUUCCAUAUACGGCUUAUGAAAGAUUUAGGUUGUGGUACUAAGAGCAAAGUUAUGAGCAAUCAACAAUUGGCCGUCAGCAAAGAUUUGUAUCAAAAUAAUAAAGAAUGUUCCUGGGAGUUCUUCACAUUGCCUGGAUAUUAUCUUAGUGUUAAAUUCAAUGGUAGAUUUUUUAUUGAAGAUUUUGUUAAUUGCACUAAGGAUUACUUAGAGAUACAACGUUUAGCAGAAGGACUGUGGAUACCCGUAGUCCGUCUUUGUGGUCGAGAAGUCUACAGCCAGUAUAAUUUUACGGUUAGCCACAUACAAAUUAUAUUUCGUACCGACGAGUCAGUUACCGGAGAUGGUUUCAAUCUUGAAGUGCAAGCUAAUUGCUUGGUUGCAUUCAAUGUAACGUCGGAGUUGCAAAUUAUAAGGAAUCCUCCCUCAGAUGCAAUUGGUCCUACAGGCGGGCACUGCGAGUAUACAUUCCUUGCAGCUAAGAAAACCCAUCUCUUCAGCGUUCGCGUUGUUAUAGAGAACAAUCACCUUUCAAAUCUUGGCCGUUUUGAAGCACAAAACAAAUGUCGCUUAGGUUAUUUUGUAUCAUUUAAAAAACUUGAAAAUAAAACGGAAAAGGCCGGGGACAGACUUUGCAUAGGAAAUUUUGAAUUACGCUCCUAUGAAUAUUUGCGUCUAUCUUACGAAGCAUCGACCUUUAUUAGAUUCAGAAUCGAGUUCUCUUAUGACGAUUGCGGUGGCAAUAUAACUCGUCCUUCCGUCGUACAUUCAUUAAAACACGAAACGGACAAUAGCUAUGCGGACAACAUGAAUUGUAUUUGGUAUAUUACUGCGCCGCCUGAGCAUUCAAUAGCUGUGCGCUUUAAAUAUUUUGUAACCGAAGAGAAGUACGAUUAUGUGGCCAUUUAUGCGGGUCCCAGUAUACAAAGCGAUAAAUUGCUUACAAAAUUAACUGGCGAUCAUACCACGGAUCCACCUACAAUUGUUGUGGAUCGUAAUCAAGCUGUAUUAGCUGCUGUUUCGGAUUCCUCCAGUUCAAAGGAAGGCUUUGAAGCAAAAAUAGUUUUCCUCACUAAUUGCAAUGAACGUAUUACGCUGACUGAUGGAAACUCGCCGGUUACAUUAACCCGUGAUUUCAAAUUUAAUGCAACGACUGAAUAUCUUUGCCAAUAUCGUAUAACAGCACCCAAAGGCUAUCAAACGCACAUUGAUGUUCGACGUAUACAAUUGAACGGCUUGGAUACGGAUUGCAAUUUGUCCACGGGCAAAUGUUCUGCGCAAUGCAAUUAUAUUGAAAUUUUUGACGGUAUUGACGGCGAAAAAGCAUCAAUGGGUAAAUUUUGCUCGGCACUUAUAACGAAUCGUACACUUAUCAGCUCGUUGGAGGAUGUUUUCAUGGAGUUGAAUGCUCCUUUCUCAGGUCAAUACAGUUUCGAAGUAAUUUUGUCGAUGGAAAAAUCCAUAUGUGGUGACUUUCAAAAUUAUGAAUUUAGUGAAAACGAGAUAUUAACGUUAACAUUUCCACCUAAAGCGAUUGGCGAUGCCAAUUACCCGUCCAGCACUCAUUGCCAAUGGCGUUUUAAAACUAAAAAUUCGCUUAAGGUUCACAUCAAUUUUCUACAACUACAGAAUGCAUCGCAGAUUACUGGCAAAUGUAUCGAUUACGUGCAGUUCAAAGGAUACAUGAGCUCCAUAUUUUUGUGUGGACAUCUUAACAACUUCAAUCUGACUGUAUCCAAAUCAAGAAAUUCAAUUACCGAAAUAAUAUUUCGCAGCGAUGAGUCUGUAGAGGACCGCGGCUUUCAGCUGAGUGCCACUCAACAAGAUGCUUGCAAUAUCACCUAUAGCGGACCGAACGGUAUGAUCAUUUAUAAUAAUUUUCAGCCGAGUGAAAAAUUUUGCGAAGAUAUAAUAAGAGUACCGGAUACGCAUACCGUGAACUUAUACUUACCCCCCAUCUUCUUUAAAAGCAGUAAUUGUACGAAAAUUCAUCUUUUAGUUCUUGAUUUCUACACAAAUCGCGAACUUCUGAGGCAAUGUGCUACUGAAUAUAGCUACAAGCGCUUAAAUACAAACACAAGCGCUAUUCGUUUAUUAGUCGGAGAAUUUGCUACCGUACAUGUAUCGUACGUUGCAAGUGACCGCACUUUACCUCCUGGUUGUGGUGGUAAAUUGCAAACAAUUACUGGGUUGUUCGCGAAUCCUUCCUAUAAUGAACGUAACUAUUCGGAUUGUCGGUGGGAAAUUGAAGUUCCUGCACCAAAUACGAUCAAUAUUUUCUUUACUCAAUUCAAUAUGGGUACGAUUACGAAUUGUCAAUGGGAUUACGUGCAAAUUAUUGAUAUAUUACCGGAUGAUACAGAGGUAUUAAAGAAUACUUACUGCGGUUCGGAUCGGCCAGAUCAUCAGCGUUCGGCCAGUAAUCGCGUGGCAAUUGUAGCGAAAAAGUCACCCAAUUUUGAUGGUACAGGAUGGGUAAUUGGUUACGAGCUUAGGAGUGACAUGAAUUUAAAUGUGUUUGCGGGCGCCGAGGAAUUCGCGGACGACAAACGAUUUGGCUAAAUUGUCUUAUAGUCAUGUGAUUUUUUUAUUCAUAUAUUAUAAUA